CAGUAGUGUUUAAUUAUUCAUCAUUCUUCCCCAGCCCGCUUUUGCUCGUCAUCAGUCAUCUCUCUCUCUCGACGCGAAAUAUAUCUUCGUGGCUGCUUUAGCAUCUUGCUUCUUGUACCCCAAAAACACAUUACAGCCCAAGAUGACAAUCAGGAACCACCAUGAUUUUGUAAAUGAAAUUAACGCAAUGUUGGACGAGGCAGAACCGGCCAUGACUGCUGACUGCUGCAUCUAUAGGGUACCUUAUGAUAUUCGCAAAUUGAAUGAAGAUACCUUUACCCCUAAGGUUGUUUCUAUUGGCCCCUUUCACUACGGGCAUCCUAGACUACAAAACAUGGAAAAAUUCAAGUUGCUGUAUGUCAAGCAUUUUUCUGAAAGAGUUUCCACCUCCAUAAGCUUGGAUAGAUUAAUUAGCUCCGUGGAAGAGGUUGAGCCUUGUGUUCGGCGUUGUUACUCAGACACAGUUGAGCUUAGUAUUAAGGAAUUUGUGAAGGUGAUUUUAGUGGAUUCGUGUUUCUUAUUUGAGCUCUUUUUAAGGUCCUAUUAUGAUGAUUGGUCCCAAGAUGAUAGUAUUCAGUUAAAACCAUGGCUAGUUACUACUAUGAGAUUAGAUUUGUUUUUACUUGAGAAUCAGCUACCUUUCUUUAUUCUUGAGAGGCUAUUCAAUAUAGCUUUUCCCUCUAGCAAGAUCGAUCAUAGACUCCCUUCAUUUCUUGAACUUACUUUUGACUACUUUGCCUAUUACAACAACAUGAAAUUAACCCCUCAUGAUAUCAGCAUAAGCCACUUCACUGAUUUGAUUAGAACGUUUCACCUACAACCAUUAAGUAGACGACCAAAUAGAUCGCAUGAAUCAUUGGUACAUCUUCAGAGCGCAACUGAGUUAGUUGAGGCAGGGAUAAGAUUUAGGAAAAGUACAAGCCCGUGCUUAAUGGACAUAAAAUUUUCGGGGCGAGUUCUUGAAAUACCACAGUUGAAAGUGGAGGACUGGACUGAGACUUUGUUACGCAAUUUAGUAGCAUUAGAGCAAUGUCACUACCCUUCUAAUUCUUACAUUGUUGACUAUGUUGCUGUUAUGGACUUUCUUAUCAACACUAGCAAAGAUGUGGAUGUCUUGGUUCAGAAUGGAGUCAUCCUUAAUUGGCUAGGGGAUGCCAAUUCUGUGGCCAACCUAUUCAAUAGCCUCUGGAAAAAUGUUACGCACGUAAAUUUCAAUUCCCAUUACUCAAAACUCUGCAAGGACCUGAAUAUCUUCUGUAAAGAUCCUUGGCAUAACAUGAAGGCCACUUUGAGGCGUGAUUACUGCAACACUCCUUGGCAAAUUGCUGCUUCUGUUGCUGGAAUCCUACUCCUUGUUCUCUCUUUAAUCCAAACUCUUUGUUCUAUCAUACAAGUGGUGCAGCAAUAAAACAAGGAUUGUCAUAUUGAACUUCUCCUUUCCAUUUUUGGUGAUUUAUUUACUGUUGGAGCAUUCUGUCUAUGCCUCUUCUUGUGUAUGCCAUCGUCCUUUGUACUAAUAGCGAGAGAAUUCUAGUCAUGGUAGCGUACUAGCGUACAAAUGUUAAGUACAAAAAGCUACCUUCACUAAGAUUGGAUUAAUUGAGCAACACCAUCUAAAUAAAGAAGGCAUGUUGGAUUUCA
Prosopis cineraria is the source of this 1641-nucleotide messenger RNA. Its product is annotated as UPF0481 protein At3g47200. The record is from RefSeq and is a predicted model, not a curated record. The coding region runs from base 143 to 1408 and encodes 421 amino acids. The transcript has 2 exons. Lineage: Eukaryota; Viridiplantae; Streptophyta; Magnoliopsida; Fabales; Fabaceae.